AUGAAAAAUAUUAGUUAAGUUUAAAGUCAGGAAUAUUUUCAGAAAAAAAGUGCAAAAUCAGCUUCUCUUACAAAAAGAUUUUCUGAAAGAGUAAGUACUCCUUCAUAGUGGUUUUUAGGAAAAGGGAUGGAACAAUAGGAUUAUUAUUUCUGAAUAGAUUCUAGGAGUUAUUCCUAGAGAAUAUUCAAAUAAAAAAAUUUUGCCAUAAAUAAAAGGUGGAACAGCCUCAAUUGUGUAGAAAUAUAUAUAAAUGCAUAAAAAUUAAUAAGAACUUGAAUAUCUGGUUGAGUGUGAACAAAAAAUAUUCGAAACUAAAUUAGAGUAAGUUAGGCAAGUACAUAAAUUAUAUAAUGUUCCAAAAAUACACUAAGUACAUUUAUGAUGUUAUAGGUAGAAUGUUUUUAAUGAGAUUUUGAGUUCUUCAAACGAUAAAUUAAAAGUUUUAGAGGAGGAACUUAAAUUGAUGGAUUAGAAAUUAUCUCCAAUAUUACAUUGUAUUUUUACAAUAACAGCUAGAGAGAAUUGUUUAAAUUUAAUAUAGAAUUAAUUAAGGUAAUAAAAAUAGGAAGAGAAGGAAAAAUUAAUGGAACUUAUUUAUGAUUAUCGAAUAUUAUCAUUAAAUACAUUAGAAAGUAUAGUGAAAUGGUAAUAAUAUGUUGAGAAUAAGAAUAUCUGUAUUUAAUUUAGUUUAGAUGAUGAUGAUAUUGGAUAUUGUCAAAGAUUCUAUUCAGAUUAUGAAAUAUUGAGACCAUAAUUAAUAAAAUUCAUUGAAGUAUCAGAAUCAUCUGAUCCCUUUUUUGUUAAAUAACUUGGAAGUAAUUAAACAAAAUUGUAUGCAAGAGUAAGAAGGGCAGAAGUUGAAUUAUUGAAUUUGGUUUAUAAAAAUAAUUAUUUAAAAUGAGAAAACAAACAGAGUAUGAACUUUACAAACCUUAAAAUUGCUUUGAGAAGAUUCUUUUGGAAAGGUGUAUUCAGUUGAAUGAUUUUAAAAUUAGUAGAAUAGAUACAUAAGAAUAAUAUGUCAUUAGGGGUUACUAAAUAUGUGGAUUUAGCAACUAUGACACCUUAAGAGAAACAAUGAAUUUAAUAGUCAAAAAUGCUUGAAUUUUUAUAGCAUUCAAAUAUUGUAGGGAUAUAAAGAAGUUUAGAGAAUUAAAAAGGACACUUAAGUCUUAUUAUGGAAUAUGUAGAUGGUAUAUUUGAGAAUUUAAGCAGGUGGUCAUUUGGCUUAAUAAGUAAAUGAAGCUAAAGGAAAUUUAUACCUGAAACUCUCAUUUUAAAUUGGUUUAUAUAGAUCUGUUAAGUUAUUUAAUAUGUUCACAAUAGGAAAAUCAUUAAAAGAGAUUUAAAAUGCAAAAAUAUUUUCUUAACUAAAAAAGGUUUAGUUAAAUUAGGAGCUUUUAGUCAAGCUAGAAUUUUCAAACAAAACUAUUGAAAAAGCUAAAAUUAUGGUUGUUACUACAUUAUACUAUUAUAAUACGAGUCUUAAUAUCAUUUAUGGAAAGCCAUAUACAUUUAUGCCAGAUAUCUGGUCUUCAGAAGUUAUAAUGAAAGAACUUUGUGCUUUAUAACACCAUUUAGACGAUUAUUAAUUACUUAAUUGCUUUAAGUAGAUUUUAGACGUAGACCAAUUAUUCAGAAUAUUUUGAGUAAAGAUUAUUUUAAUCUGUAGAAAUGCCUGUUAUUUUUAUUAGAAUCAAACGUUAUCUAAUUAAAACUACUUUAUAAUAAGUAUUGUUAUGCAAAACAAAAUUAUCAAUCCUACAAUGCUCUACUAGUAUCGUAUAUCGAAGUAGAGAUGAAGAUGAAUCAAACGAUAGAAAUAAUAAGAAACAUAAAUAAAUUUGAUGCUAGAGUUCAUAUAUUAACACAAUUAAAGCAACACUAUUCUUCAUAAAAUUGAA
Messenger RNA from Paramecium sonneborni, 1904 nucleotides. NCBI's taxonomy places the organism in Eukaryota, Ciliophora, Oligohymenophorea, Peniculida, Parameciidae. The record is from the annotation of a GenBank genome assembly.